Molecule: messenger RNA, 2789 nt
Organism: Rhinichthys klamathensis goyatoka
Lineage: Eukaryota; Metazoa; Chordata; Actinopteri; Cypriniformes; Leuciscidae
Gene: pik3r6b
Product: phosphoinositide-3-kinase, regulatory subunit 6b
Exons: 19
Coding region: 177-2369 (730 amino acids)
Biological process (GO): positive regulation of MAP kinase activity; G protein-coupled receptor signaling pathway
Cellular component (GO): phosphatidylinositol 3-kinase complex, class IB
Molecular function (GO): 1-phosphatidylinositol-3-kinase regulator activity
Source: RefSeq, a predicted model, not a curated record
GAGCCUGUUUCUUCCUUUUAUCACAGGCAGGCGUUCACACAGAUGAUCAGACUGAGGAAAAGAGACUUCCUGAUGAGCAAGAUUGUUGUCAAGAUUAUUCAAAUACCGUCUGCUCUCGCACGAGGACUGGGAUUAUCACAUUAUCACUGUUCCUUAUAGGAACAGCUGUUUUAUGCAUGGAAGUCGAUGGCGUCUCCUCAGUCGUGGAGUCUAGUCUCUACCACAAUGUCCAUUCCAUCCUCAGAGAACUGGACUGUGAACCUCAAGCCGGAUCAGCCUGCAAUAAAGGCAUGUUGAGAUGGACUCUGCAUAACAGGGUGGACAGAAACCCAUCUAUCAGUGUCCCUCUGGUGAGGGUUCUGAUAAAAGAGCUCGAAAAGGCGGAGAGAAUCGAUUCCAAGAUUCGCAUCAUUCCUUUACUUCACACACUUGCCUACGCAGUCCUACAGUCUGUAUGUAUUCCAGAAGACCUCUAUCGAAGGAUGUACAUUUGCCUGAGAAGUUUAGUUACAUUACCUUUACCUUACUGUGCAAUUGCACUCAACUAUGCAAGACAGAUGAAAAUGGAACAAAUUGCACCAGGAAUACUGUUUCAGAGGAGAGUCAUUGCUGAACACAGCCUACGUAAUGAUCUUUAUCCACUUCAUGAGAAGGUGUUUGUGUUCAUAGAUCCCGCUGUGUUUCCUCCGUCUCUGCUGAAUGCGCUCAAGGCGGACGUGGAGUCUGCGGACGCUGGUGGUGGAGACCCGUUGAUGUGCAAACGCAGGGUUUUACUGCACACAGUGAUAGCUGGAUUAGGAAAGCAGUGCCAUGUUGACCAGCUCGCACAUGCUCUAGAGCAUUUAGGUGAAGACCUGGAGCUGCACUUCCAGAAUGUUGUCACCAUCCUAGAGCAGAGAACAGAAGAUGGAGCUUCUGAUGAUAACCAGUACAAAACAAGAUUACAAAAGAUCUACCAAGACAUCCUGACUGCUGCAAAAGAUUCAUCAUGUCCAGCCUCGAAAGUGGAAACUCAGCUGCCCUGUCCUGAGGUCAGCUUCCAUGUCUGGACCAAAGAGGAUGAGAUAUGGAAUGAGCUGGUUAACUUUGCACUGAUGGUUCCUGCAGACAGAAACUCUGCUUAUAUGGACGAGGAUGACCUGAAACGUAACUCUGUCAUGUCCACCGUGUCCAUAGACAGUGGCAUCGAGGGAGACAUGCCCAUCAGUGAGUUCUCCUCUAUAAUGAUAGAGUCUCAGGGAGGCCCAGAGGAACAGAGCAGCUCCCAGUCCUUCUACAGGAGGCCGUGUAUGCGAUUGCCUAAAGCUGGGAACAGAAUGACGCUCAUGAUGGAGGCCAUUAAGGGAAAUGGAGGAUACGUCCUCAAUAAAGAGGAAAGGAACCUCACGGCUCGCAUUGUUGUUAUGGGUGACGACAGAACGCUAGGACGGCUAGCCAAGACUCUCCACACUAUACGGAAAAGGGAGGCACGACAUCUGCUGCUGACAAAGAGAGUGAAUCUGGAGAUGUAUUACAUUCCAGUCACUGACCAGUCGCCGCCUUCCAUUCAGGGGGAUCUUCCUGAAGACAUGCUGACACUGGCAGGGUACUUGGGAAGCGUGGAUCUGUGGUAUGACUGUAACAUCACCGGUUUGGGGGCCAUGAUUCUUAAACUGGCCCAAAUGCAGAGCAUCAGUCAGAGCGAAUCUUCAGACCCCAACACCUUCCUGCUAGAUAUCAUCUCGUACUACACGCGUGUCAGCCAGCAUCCGGUGCACCUUCCCGUCUACUCUGUCAAGAUCUGCUUCUCUGGGCUCAGAACCCACGCGGUGGAGGAAGUGUUUGUGGCUCAGCUCGCGAUGGACUUCCCCGAGGUCAAACGCUACAGAACUACGUUUAAAGACACAAUUAAAGGUUCAGUGCGUUACAAAAAAUACAACCUACAAGAAUUUCAUGGUGCAGUUGUGUCAAUAAAUUAUAGAAAGGCCUCAAUAAGUGACCGAGAAGUUGAGAAGGGAAUGUCUUUGUCAACAAGUGGCAUGUUAAUGAGGGUCACACCUUCCUGCAGAGUCAGAAGUCUACAUAGUGUCAGCAUGAGUUUCAAAGAUACGAAUCCCACAAGGCCUAGCAUGCCUUCACUCAGAGCUGUCAGUGCCAAUAUCAGGGUUCUGGAGGAAAGAACAUUCAGUGUGUGUUUGGAUAAAGACCCACAUAAAACAUUCAAGAAUGUCCAGAGCAUUGAAGUUUCUCCAUGCUUGGACCCGGGAUACUGCCAUCAGCAGAGUACCAAGUCCAAGUACAGUCUUGGAGAGCGAGGCGAAUCACUGAGCAAAUAUCUGAAUAAAACCCUCACGCUACCAAUCAACACCUUCUGUGGCAAUGAGCAAUGACAUAAUGACUCCAAUUCAUGAUAUGAGCCCUUAUCACGAGCGGAAUGAAACCUUAUACCUCUCUGAGGCUUUUACAUGUGCAUUUCCUCUUUUUGCCUCUUCUCUGUUGUCUAAAAUGUAACCUCAAGAGGCCAUGACUUCCUGCUGAACUGUGAACACAUGCCGUUUAUAUAGACUGUGUGAAUGUGUACUGAGUUAUGUUAAAAUGGUGUCUGAGGAUUCAUCUUGAUCUAAAAUGCAUGAUUUUUGUAAAAACGUCCUUCAGUCUGCACAUUUUAAUAUGUCAUGUUUACACUACUUUUAUCAUUUCAUGCAUGACAAUAUGAAUAAUGUGUUUGUAUAUUACUUUGGACAUGUAAUUUAACACUUUGGAAGCACUUCGACUUUCAUGUGACACUUGCCAAUAAUAAACGUGAUAGA